AUGUAUAAAUGUAAUUAUCAAAACUACAGCACUGGGUGUCCGGUCGACGCGGCACAGGUGUGUCGUGGGUUCAGGUGUCGGUGUAAUGAGAGUUAUCCCAUAGAAUGGUUGGGACAAUGCCUACCCUGGGUAUCGGUGAACGGCCCGUGUUUUACAUCUAAACAGUGCUCGGAAUGGGACACAAACUCCCGGUGCUAUACCAUUGAUGACCGGUUCCAGUCGGGCACAUGUCUGUGCCUUCAGGACUAUUACUACGAUAACAGCACUUGUGUUGACUCGUGUGUUAAACGCGUGGCUUUCGGCGAAUGGUGUCCUGAGAGUGACCACUGUUUUCACGGCAACAGUGUUUGCGAUAACACAACCUAUUGGUGCCGCUGCGGCCAUAACUACACGUAUGAUUUGUCAGUCAAUCGGUGUCGACAUAACAACAGCUACGGGUGCGCCGAAGACCAGGAGUGGGUCGAGUCCAGAGGUCAAUGCGUGGCCAAACACCCCUAUAUGUCAGUGGCCAUACGAAUACCAUCAAUAAAAAUACCGGCCGUACGGGUGGGCGGAUUUCGCGGUGGGGGCAAGAUUGGGACUGUUGGUGGUGGUAGUCGAGGGUCUGUACAGGGGUUCCGGCCAGUAGUAGUGGGCGCGUACGGCCACCGCAGUUAUAAUACGGAAGACUGCGAUUCUGAUAAUGAUAGUAACAAUAGUCAAAUUACUGGCAAUGGUGUUCAAACUGGGUCGACAAAUAUGACUGACAAUCGGUACAACACAAUCUCUGGCCAGCGAUUCCCGAAGGUCUACCCAAUCGAGUGCGUGGAGUACACUCUGGACUACAAGCCGGUAGCGGGCGAUCGCAUACUACUAACCAUCCCUCGAUCGGGCACUUUCUGGACCCAAUACGUGGUCAUGUGUUUGACGAGCGGCGGACGAGUGGCCGACAUAAGCGCCGCUGAUAUCGACCAAUGCUUUCUCGAGGCGAACGGCCCCCGAGCGCGCACACCCACCGGCCAUUUGACCGGCGCUGACAUCACUUUUCUAUGCACUCAUUGCGUGGAAGUGCUGUCCAAACGGGAAACUCCGGGCGUUGGGUAUCUACUGGUGAUCCGCAAUCCAAAAGACGCGUUGGUAUCCCUGUAUCGCAUGCUGAGCCAGGUUUACAGCGGAGAUCUGGAUUUCGGACACUUUCUGGCCGAUUAUUUGGCCGCCCGG
Messenger RNA from Medioppia subpectinata, 1200 nucleotides. The record is from the annotation of a GenBank genome assembly. NCBI's taxonomy places the organism in Eukaryota, Metazoa, Arthropoda, Arachnida, Sarcoptiformes, Oppiidae.